This is a messenger RNA of Cyprinodon tularosa, 3425 nucleotides long. Its product is annotated as zinc finger protein 541-like. Lineage: Eukaryota; Metazoa; Chordata; Actinopteri; Cyprinodontiformes; Cyprinodontidae. Gene Ontology annotation, molecular function: transcription corepressor activity. The transcript has 11 exons. The record is from RefSeq and is a predicted model, not a curated record. The coding region runs from base 207 to 3209 and encodes 1000 amino acids. Gene Ontology annotation, cellular component: transcription regulator complex; histone deacetylase complex. Gene Ontology annotation, biological process: negative regulation of DNA-templated transcription; regulation of transcription by RNA polymerase II.
AUGAAAGUCAGGGUGUGUGUGAGAGUGUGUGUCUCACUCAGAGAAAAAGGAAGAUGUUUGCGGCCUCUCGUUGGUUUUGUGUCCAUCAUGACGGACGGUGUGUGUAUGUGAAGACGCACAAAUAGGAAGGACUCAAGCUAUAGGUUGAAAAUCAUUUGAGGGCGACGACUCAGAGACAAUGAUGAGGACAGUGAGAAGCCGAGAACAUGAACAACGGGAGGAGAACGCAUGCGAAAAGAAAAUUAAGCGGCAAGGACUGGCAUUUUAGCAAAAGCAAACACAUUUUCAUCAUGGAGGGUCGCUCAGCCACUCAAUCCUUCUCCAACCACCAGCAUCAUCGCCACCGUCCAUCUUUUCUGACCCUAUCAGGCUUUCAGAGCUCUGAUGCUGGAUUUCCACCCUCACACUCUAUCCAGGACUCCCAAGACCACUAUGGGGGUAGAGGGGAGGAAUCCACACCCGCCUUCCUGACAUCAAACACCUCAACUGGGAUGAGGAGGGUGAAUAGUGGGAGUGACAGAGUCUUCCUCACCACCAGCGGGAGCAGCUUGGACGGAGAUGCUGGUUUAGGAGGUCACUUUGGUGGCGAAAGCAGACUGGGAGGUCACUUUGACGACUCGUGGUACGGCAAAAAAGGGAUGUGGGACGACGUGGAGAGCGGAGAAAGCACCGCAGAUGAUUUCCACAGUAAAGAAGAUUGUUACAGCAACACGAAUGAUGUGUUUUGCACCAUGAAUUGUGUUCCUGAAGAGGGAGACAAGUGGACGAUCAGAUCAAACUAUAACAAUCAUGGACAAAGUGAAGUCUGUAACAGGGAAGGCAGCUUCAGCAAGCAAUCUGCGUCCUACAACAGAUCAGAUUCGAAGGUGAGCGAUCAUUAUGUAGCAGGAGAGGAGGAUUACGGGUCCAGCUGUGGUUCAGGAGAGGAUCAGCUUCAGCAGGCAGAGGCUGAAGGGUCGUGGCUCACGGUUUCACCCACAGGAGAGGCAGAGAUCAGAGGUCUCGCAGAUGGGAGGUGGAGAGGAGCAGCAGGACCUAACGUUCUGGCCUCAGGAUCACCUGUGGGGGCCAACAGCAGAGCCUACCCUCAGAAACUAGACUCUUUCUCUGACGCCUUCCUCCCUCAGAGGAGGAGAAGAUACCAAACUCCUUCUGAUAGGGAUUCUGGACAAAUCUGGGAAAACGGAUUAGGAAGAGGAGAUAACUCUGGAUCAGUCAAGAUGAGGCAAAGCUGUGCUUUUGACCCGGACUCGUAUCUUCAUCCGUCCUCCUCCUCUCUGUCAUCUUCUUUUCCCUCCCCUCCCACAUCGUCUCACCUCAUGUCUUCAGUUCUGAGUCCCCCUCCCACUCCCUUGCCCCCUGCUUCUCAGUCGCCCUCCAAAGCAGACUCUCCAACCUCACAGGGGGGCACGGCACAUGUGGUUCCCCAAGGGGAAGAAUCCCUGGGUGGGCUUCAAUUUUUCCCACCCCGUGUUCAGUCCUCUGGGAUGAUCUGGAAGUUCCCCCUGCUUUCGCACUGCUUCCCACAGCUAUCAACCGACCCCAGUGACCUGGGGUGCAGCCUGAGAUCCUCUCAAGGCGACGAGGGAGGCAACGUCGCAGCUGCUUGCGACAUUCUACAGUCUCCUGAACCAUCAUCCCAUAAGUCUUCCACCCAUCGUUCAUCCCUCCAUACCUCCAGACCGUCUUGUGCAUCCAGCGGUUCAUCCCCAAACGCCUCUUUCUCUCUUCCAUUUCACCCAUUCUCUGGGAAGCAUCACGAGACUACUGAAAAGAUAUCUCUUUACAAAGCGACUCAGAAAGUUAAGACUGAACCCAUCAGUCUGGACCAACAGCCCCUGCAGGAAGAAAAUACCCCUGUCUACACUGGAAAACCAUUUCCUAGUAUUCUUCACUCCAAAAGGGCUCAGAACUGGGGUCGUUAUACCCCUCGACCACUUCUGAAUCCUUCCCGCAGAGGCACAGGCCUCUUUUCGUCCAUUUCAUCUGCUCACCACAGGGAGGAAGAGACAUCAUGGGCCGAGGAGGAGAGAUGUGGGUUACCAUAUGUCAAUGUUGGUCCAGGAUUCCAGGCGGAUAUUCCUCCUUGUGUUGUGGAUGUUGAGUGUUCCAGCUCCUGGAUUUCAGAGGAAGAUUACCCACCAGAGCAGCUGUUGUGGAAACCCUGGGAUGAGCUGCAGGAGAGCCCUCGACUUCAGGGCCAAGUGGAGAAGCUGCUGUCCAUGUGUAGUUCCAGCUGUCUACCAGGAGGGGGCAGUAACACAGACCUAGCACUGCAUUGCCUCCACUACAGCCAAGGGGACACAAUGGCCGCUUUGGAGAUGCUGUUGUUUUCUACGCCCUCCCCUGCAGGAGAUUACCACUACUCUGGGAGUGAUUUUUGGACAGAUACUGAAAAGAAUCUCUUCGGUGUGGCUCUAGGGACGUAUGGAAAAGACUUUUCACUCAUAGAGAAGACGGUGAGGACAAAGACGGUGUCCCAGUGCGUGGAGUAUUACUAUCUGAGCAAGAGGCUGGUGGACAAACAGAAGAAGCAAAAGGAGGAAGAGGUCAGAGAAGCAGAGGAGGAGUUGAAGAAAUGCAUGACGCCCCUCUCCCAGCCAAUGGAAAGGUCGUUUGUUUUGGAGGAAGUGGUUCCUGCUCCCUCACUGGCUAGCUUCUUCCCCUGCAAGCUGUGUGGCAAAAUGUUCUAUAAAAUCAAAUCCCGCAACGCUCACAUGAAGAUCCAUCGCCAGCCUCAGGAGGACUGGACUGACAGGCGGCUCCAGCACCAGCUCCUCACGCAGCGUCUUGCCCUCACUCGCCCAGCCAACCUCAUUCCCAGCCCAGGAAGUAGCCUGCUCCCACCUCAGUCUUCGUCAGCUAUGGUGUUCUCCCCGUCAGGCCUCCCUUCAAGCAGCAGCAACAACCCAAACAAUGUACACAACAGUAUAACUAACAGCCACACAAUCACUCCUAACCAACUUGUAGAUCCUAGCACAGGUGUGACUUUUAGCAACAUCAAUCCUACAAAUCCCCAUCUAGUUGCUAUGAACAAUAUCGAUGGGUGCGACUCAAACCGAAAAGACCCCAUUGUACCUUUCCACCAGCCGUGGAACUCUUUUGGACACCUUCUUCCAGACCUCUCUUCUUUUUAUUGCCUCCCUGAAGGAAAGGAGGAAAUGGGAGCAGGGUCAGGGGAGGGAAAGGAGGCGAUCGGCUGGCAGUAGUAGUCUGUCACUUUCCUAAAAGCAUUACCACCGCAAUUCUGAAUAUCAAACUUACCUUUAAUUCAAACUCAGCUGUUUUAUUCAAACUGUUUUCACACAAAAAAAAAUUAACUUAAUGCUCCUGUUUAUUUGGGCUUUUGCUGUAAAUGUUGUACUUAUAUUUGUUACAUAUUUAAAUAAUUGUUUUUCAUCUGAAAUAUCAAUAAAAAUAUGACU